Molecule: messenger RNA, 438 nt
Organism: Aspergillus calidoustus
Lineage: Eukaryota; Fungi; Ascomycota; Eurotiomycetes; Eurotiales; Aspergillaceae
Source: the annotation of a GenBank genome assembly
AUGAAGCUCACCUUGGCAACAACCCUCCCCUUGGCCGCGGCCGUCUCCGCUCAAAACGCCCUACGCGUCGAACCCCUCUCCGUCAAACUCCUCUCCGAGUCCCAAACCGCCCGCAUCGACUUCACCGUCGUGGACCUGCGUGACGGACAGGGUGGUGCUACCACCACCUGCUCGACUGCUUGGACCCCACCCAACCAAACCAUCGGCCCCUUUGCCUGCACCGACGACGCAUUCAGCUUCGCGUUCCCCAACGGGAUCGCGGACGUCGAGGCCUUUACGCUCUCUGUCACGCACCUGAGCUGGACGGGGACUGCGGCGCUCAACACCCAUGCGGGGAUGGCGGUUUAUGGGUGCUUUGAAGGGGAUCAGCCCGGGGUUGAGACGGAUUGCCAUUUGUUGCGGGGGGGGCAUGUUUAUUUGACCAGUGUCCAGGUCUAG